Messenger RNA from Xenopus tropicalis (tropical clawed frog), 3120 nucleotides. RefSeq names its product solute carrier family 22 member 31 (gene slc22a31). Lineage: Eukaryota; Metazoa; Chordata; Amphibia; Anura; Pipidae. The record is from RefSeq and is a predicted model, not a curated record. Gene Ontology annotation, cellular component: membrane. The transcript is spliced from 9 exons. Gene Ontology annotation, biological process: transmembrane transport. Gene Ontology annotation, molecular function: transmembrane transporter activity. The coding region runs from base 477 to 2153 and encodes 558 amino acids.
UUAAAGUUACUUCUUUUUCAAUGGAGUGCGGGGCUCCGAUUGGGAGCAAUAGGUGCAAUCUCCCCCUGGGAGUUGGUGCCAUAGGCAGACUGCGUAGUCUGUGUAUAGGGAGCGGCAGCACUGAAAGCAGCCCUGACAGAAGCUCAGUACCCGCAGAGCAAUGGAGUUACUUGUACACAGCUCUAUACCCGCCUCCGCCCCCACCAAACCCCUUCUCUCUCUCUCUCUCUCCCUGGCUCCCACUAAACGUGUUACGGUACCGCCAUAGCGGGUUCGCUUAUCCCGGAAUAAACCAUACGCACAGUUAUUCACUUGUUACCUGGGAGGGCCGGGAGCCGUAAUGUUACAAGAAGCACACUCCGGCAGGUUGGUUUGUCCCGCCCAACUGCCCCCUCUCCUCCCCCCGCCCUGUCAGCGCCUCCCUGUCCCACAUCGCUUCCAUCCCAGAGCCCUGUUCCUUUCCCUCUAGGCUGUUCAUGGAGUUUGACGUGCGAGUGUGGCCCCGGGUGGGUGGAUUCGGCCGGUACACCCGGCUCCUUGCCGCUGCCACAUGGCUGCCCAAUGUUGCCCUGGCGAUGGGCUUCUUCUCCGAGCUCAUGUACACUGCUGUCCCCAGCUACCAGUGCCAGGGAGUAUCCGGGGACCCCUGCCCUGGCAACAGCAGCUGGGAGAACUCGAGCAACCAGUCCCAGCACUGCCCUGGAGGCUGGCACUUCCAAGCUCAGGGCUGGCUGAACAGCAACAUUGUAACCCAGUGGGAACUGCUUUGUGACAGACAGUGGAAGGUGCCACUGGAAAAGAUCUCCUACCUGGUUGGCUGGCUUCUUGGAUACAUUAUCUUUGGGUGUAUCUGUGACAGAUUGGGCCGACGUGCUGCCUUCAUUGGGGCACUGGUGAUGGCGCUGCCCCUCGGAGUAGCUGUAACCUUCACUUCCAGUUACUUCAGCUUCUUGCCCCUCAGGGCAGGAUUUGGGGCAGCUCUUGCUGGCAUGUUCCUAUCCUUCUACAUUUCAAGGGUAGAACUGUGCAGUCCUAGUCAGCGCCUGAUGGUGACAAUGAUUGGUGGCUUCUUUUGGGUGGCUGGAGAGCUGCUGUUACCAGGUAUGGCGGUUUUGUGCUCAGACUGGAGGGUUCUACAAGGCUCCAUCACUGGGACAUUGAUGCUGCUUGGAGUUUACUGGUGUGGACACACACUCUAUCCAGAAUCACCCCGCUGGCUCCUUGCCACUCAGCAGGUGGAACAAUGCAAGUCUGAACUUCAUAUGUUUGCAAGGGCCAAUGGGAUAAACAUAGGCGAAGAUGCCUCUGGUCAGGACCAUGUUUUUACAGAGAUUGACUCUUUGUGUGAAGGCUUUCCUCGUCCGCAGUAUUACAGCAUUUGCAGCAUAUUUGGGACACGUUUAAUCUGGAGAAAUGCACUGAUCCUUGGCUUUACAGCGUUUAUUGGGUGUGGUAUCAGGCCAUGCUUUGCUCGGAACCUACAGGUUUUUGGUCCCUACAUUCCAUAUUUUCUACAGGCUGGAAGUGAGAUUGUCGCAUGCAUAUUGAUUUGCAUCUGUGUGAGCCACUGUGGGCGGCGAUCUGUUCUCCUACUUUUUACCAUCCUGACUGGGUUUUGCUCCCUGCUCCUUCUUGCUCUCACGCAAUUAGAUCUUUUUAUUGAAGCUUCCAUUGUGAUAUCAGUGGUGGGCUCCCUAUGUUCCCAUGCUGUGGUGAUGCUGAGUGUUUUUUAUGCUUGCGAGGUGCUUCCAACUGUUAUUAGGGGUUCAGGCUUGGGUUUGAUCAUGGGAAUAAAUAUGUUGGGCCGUGCUUCCCUUCCAUUCAUUGAACUUCAACACAAGUCAGGGUACUUCCUGUACCAUGUUGUUCUGUCGUCCUUCUGUAUUCUCUCAGUGCUCAGUCUCCUCCUAUUGCCAGAGACCAAGAGAAAGAGCCUUCCCGAAACUUUAAGACAUGGUGAGAACCUGCGCCGACCUCCUUUGCUCCUCCAUCCUACUCAAGAUACUUUGCCACUUCUUAAACAUGGCAAAAAACGUGCUGACUACAACCCUGAUAGCUAUGCCCGACUGGCAAGCUCCACCAAGAAAAUGAUCAGGAGUGACACGACAGGUUCCACAUGUGGAGAGGAAAACAAAGCUUUGAGCAGUGACUGAACAAUAGAACCGGCAAUGAGCCUAAGCCAGGCACUAUGCACUAAAGACUGUAAAGCAGCUGAAUGUAGUGAAGAAAGUGAUGCUGCCCAUAAGACCAAUAGGGAGCAAAUAAUCCAAACAUGGUGUCCUAUUAGCACAGGGGUUAUUCUUUUUCAAAGCCAUCAGAGAAAACAAGGAUUUCAAAAAGAAGAUAUUUUUCAGCAAUAAAAACCUUUAUUAUAAGUAUAAAACUUUAGAUUAUGAUGGAGUGCUAAGCACUUUACAUUCUACCACCAACGCUUGGGUACCAAUCAGCUAGGAAGAUGACUAGCUCACCCUGUCCAUAUUUGUGCCUAUGUCUGUGCCGUAACACUUCUCCCUCACUAACUGAUCCAUACUGGGACCUUCCAUACUUCUCCCACUCUCUGUCUCCUUCCUGCUCUUCCAGAAAUUUGCUUUACAUCAUUUGUAAUUUGGAGCUUAAAUCGCUUCCUUCUCCAUUUGUUUUGCACCGAGGCAUCUUUGUCUCAUUCUCACAUCCUAAUUUUAUCCAAUCUGUGUAAUUUUUAACAUUCUGCUCAUUUUAACACUCAAUGCCAUAGCACAGACCAUAAGGCAUGACUAGAUAUAGUUCGCAUUUCCAAGGAAUACUAAGAGUUGGACCAAAGAAAUUGCGGACAAUCAGUGGUGACAUAUAUCCAACUUACUGACAGAUAAUUACAGACCUGAUUGGUUACACCAAAUUUGUGUGACUAGAGUAAGCAAGGAAGACUUACAUUGGCAAGGGCCAUUAAAAGUUUGGACAAUCCCUUCUAUAAUGCCUUUGGCACAGGCAGGAGUAUCCUUUGGUGGACUAAGUCAAUCCUUUUUUAAUGCAAUGUGAUCACAUGUGAUGUGGUUUAGAUUAGGAGGGGUUUAUAGUGCUGCUGUAAAUUGGGUUUCUAAAAGUAAACAGUUUGGUCCCUGUUUUUUGGACCAUAAACUUCUA